AUGGAAGGAAUUCUUCACAAGAUAAAUAGUCUUCUUAAGAAUCCUAGGCUAGAAGACGUAUUGACCGUGUUUGAGAUCGAUGGAUACAUAAGAUUGAACAGAGUGUAUAUAUCCCCAUUUUCUUUAAGGCAACUCUUAAUAAAAUUAGCCGGGCUGGACUUGGUUUCUUGGCAUAUGACUCCAAAUGGGCUAUUCUUUCAAUUCAGGGGAUUCUACCUCAAGUUCUACGGAUCUGUGAACAUAGUAGUUAGGCAGAAGGUGUUUUGCAUAGAGAUCGACUUUGACCCUAGCAUCGAUGGAGGAGCCGGAGUGCCAGUGCUCAAGGAACUGGAAAGAUAUUUGAAAGGAUGUGAUGCCUUGUUUUUCAUGACAUAUUUCAUGGACAUCGAUAAAGAAAUACUUCACAAUCCACUUUCUGAAAGCUUAGAUUUCUUAUAUAAGAAGAAUUCCGUGAGGAAGUAA
This is a messenger RNA of Encephalitozoon intestinalis ATCC 50506, 462 nucleotides long. RefSeq lists its product as uncharacterized. The transcript has a single exon. Lineage: Eukaryota; Fungi; Microsporidia; Unikaryonidae. Bases 1 to 462 code for a protein of 153 amino acids. The record is from RefSeq and is a predicted model, not a curated record.